Messenger RNA from Aphis gossypii (cotton aphid), 3632 nucleotides. Its product is annotated as zinc finger MYM-type protein 1-like. Gene Ontology annotation, molecular function: protein dimerization activity. NCBI's taxonomy places the organism in Eukaryota, Metazoa, Arthropoda, Insecta, Hemiptera, Aphididae. The transcript is spliced from 5 exons. The record is from RefSeq and is a predicted model, not a curated record. Bases 124 to 2958 code for a protein of 944 amino acids.
CAUGAAGUCAUUUCAUUUUUACUACAUGGCCGACGCCCGACGCUGAGUUGUAGUUGAUUAUUUUGUUUUCAUUAGUGAUUGUGCCUAAGCAUUGUUCGUUGUGCUAAAUUCGAAUUUUCUAAUAUGUCUACUCUUAAUAAAGAGGAAUGCAUUUGUGGGAAAAAAAAAUUAAUGCUGAAUGAUACAAAUUGGAAACGGCAUACCACAUCGUGUAAAAUGCGAAAAUCUAAAAAUAAUAACUCCGAUAUUUCGUCUUUUUUCAAAAGGCGAUCAGUGAAUAUAAUUGAAACAAGUAGUCAGAGAAAAAAACAGCGUCCUGAUAUUGGUGAAAAUGCCAUAGCUGUUAAACAAUUUCAAAUCUCCUCUAGUUGUGAUAAAAUACAAGAGGAAAUUGUUGUUAAUCCAUUCAAAGACUUAGAAAUGAGUGGUGUUACUGUGGACUUGGAAAAAAUUUCAAAACAAGAUGAAACUAUUCCUAAUGAUUUAGAUGAUAUUGGUGAAAAUGCCGUAGCUGUUGAACAAUUUCAAAUCUCCUCUAGUUGUGAUAAAAUACAAGAGGAAAUUGUUGUUAAUCCAUUCAAAGACUUAGAAAUUGAUGGAGAUCCUGCUAUAUUUACUAAAAUAGAAAAAUUCACACCAGAUCUUAUAGAGUUUUUCUUCAAAAAAGGACCUUCGCAACCUUUACCAAAUGAUCUACCGGACAAGCACUUUCCAAAAGAUAAGAUCGGUCGGUCUUUCCACGAAUCUUGGUAUUGGAAAGGUAAUGGAAGUGUAACAAAACGAAAAUGGUUGUCUUACUCAAUAAAAAUUGAUAAAGUGUUUUGCCAUUAUUGUGUUUUAUUUAAAACAAAACAAUCUAACUGUCAUUGGACAAAAUAUGGAUUCAAUUUAUGGAAAAAUGGGCCCGCCAAAAUAAUUAUGCAUGAAACAUCCGAAGAUCACAUAAUGUCAUCAAUUAAACACAGUUACAAAGAAGCAUCAUUUCCACUUAUUCCAUCUAUAACAGAAAAAUUGAAUGCUGAUAAAUGUCUCAAUAAAAAAAUAAUAAGUCAUCUAAUUGAUUUAACUUUAUUUUUGGGCAGACAUAGCCUAUCUUUCAGAGGUCAUCGAGAAGGUUGGGAUGAAGAAAUACGUGGUAACUUUAAAGAUCUUGUAGUUUUAUUGGCCAAGUACUCGCCUGAAUUAGCAUCUUAUAUUACUGAAAUCCAAAUCAAAGGUAGAAAAGCAAAUAAUUUUCUUUCGUGGCAGCGUCAAAAUCAAUUGAUUAAAGCCAUUUCGAAAAAUAUAUUAAAUGUUAUUAAAAAAGAAUUAGUGGAUGCUAAAUUUUUUAGUAUUUCUUUAGACACUACUUUCGAUGUUUCACGAAAAGAGCAAGUUUCUUUAAUCUUUAGGUAUAUUAAUAAAAAUACUUAUACUGUGCAUGAACGUUUAGUAGCUGUUAAAGAAACCACAUGUACAACUGGUCUACAUUUAUUUGGUAUGUUUGAAACAAUAUGUCAAGAAAUGUCUAUAAAUUGGAAGGAAUUAUUAAUUGGUCAAUCAUUUGAUGGUGCUGCAUCUAUGAGAGGUGAAUAUAAAGGUCUUCAAAGUUAUAUAAAAGAACAAAAUCCAUGUGCGACAUAUAUUUGGUGUUGUGCCCACCGCUUGAGCUUAGUCAUUGUAGAUGCAGUUUCAAAUUGUACAGAAGCUCGUGAUUUAUUUGGGAACAUGGAAACACUGUAUGAAUUCAUUAGCUGCAGCAAAAAACGAAUUGGAUUGUACUCUGAUUAUCAAAAAAAAUAUUAUCCAAAAAAGCAACUUCGUCGAUUAAAAAGAGUUGAAACAACACGGUGGUCUUCACAUGCAUCAGCGCUUCAAACAGUUUUUGAGACGUUUGAUGCACUGAUUGAUACGUUGUUUGAUCUAAAAGAUGAUAAAUUUACUGAUCGCGUUUGUAGUGUCAAAGCAGAUAGUUUAAUGAACUAUAUGUUAACAGAGCGUUUUAUUUUAACAAGUCUGGUAUUCUUGAAAAUAUUUGAUAUAACAAAUCCAUUAAAUAAAUUUUUACAGGGUAAAAAUAUAGAUUUAUUAGGUGCUGUUAAUUACAUUGAAAAUGUGUCAUUUAAUAUAAAAGAACUGAGAAAUGACAAUAAAUUUGAAUUAAUUGUUUUAGAAAAGGACAAAUUUAUUGAAUCAAAAAAAGAUAAUCUUUUGUUUACACCUUUAGUGCAUUCUAGAGUAAGACGCAUUAAAAAAAUGCCUGGUGAAGUUGCGUCUGAUGUAGAAUUUGCUGAUCCAGUUCAAAACUUUAAAAUAAAAUCAUAUUAUGCCAUAUUGGAUAUUGUCUCUACACAGAUUCAGGAACGAUUCAACGAAAAUUCAACACCAUUACUUAAAGAUAUUUCUCUUUUUCAGAGAAAACGCUUAAAGGAUGUAUCAAAUAAUGUUUCAAGCCUUCCUGUGGAUGCAUUUCAAGGAUUUGAAAGUAUAUAUGAAAAAUUUGUAUCUGCUAUAGAUCUAAGACGGGAAUAUGUUCAAUUUGCAAAUGCAUAUUUUAGUUUUGAAAAAUUUGUAACACUUCCAAAAAAAAUUCACAAUGUCUCGGAUCAUAUUUUUCAUGAUCCUGAUGAUGAACAAGAUUUUGAGGAAUCUGGAUUUGGACCUACUGAACAAUAUAAAGAUUUGACACCAAUACAAACAAUAUAUAAUGUAUGUCAUAUGACUGGCUUAAAAGAUGUUUUCCCUGCAAUAUCUACAGCAUUAGCAAUUUCUCUAACACUUCCUGUAUCCAGUGCAUCACCAGAAAGAGCAUUUUCUAAGUUGAAAUUAAUUAAAACUCGGUUACGUAGUACAAUGAUAGAAGAUCGUUUGGAAGCAUUAAUGAUAAUCUCUUGCGAGAAAGAUAUACCAGUUGAUAACACUGAAGUAAUCAAUAUUUUUUCAUCGUAUAGUAGUGUACUUCGUAAAUUACUUUAUUAAUUACGUUAGUAAUUAUUUGUUACAUUAUACUUAAAGACUAAAGUUAACUUAUUAAAUACAUUUUUUUUAUUAAAUAACAUAUUAUUUACAGCAGUUUAUGUAUUUACCUAAAUUGUUUCAUACUACAGAAAAAUAACCACGAAUUUCCCCCAGUUCCCCACUGUAUUUAUUAUUUUAUAUUUCAUAUUAUGUACCUAAUUUAUACUAUAUAUCAAUUGUGAAAAAAAUGUUAUAAAUUAAAAUAUAAUACAGGUUGUAACAGACUAACAGAAUUAGUCUAGCCAAAAUUAAAUUAAAAGUUCACAGAGAAGUAGAAAACCUAAUAAAGUCAUACAAACAUUUUUGUAACACUGAUUAAAAAAAGUAGUUGAGCACAAAUAUACAAAAAAGUUCAUAAGUAUCUAUAUUUUUUAGAUAACAAAAAAUAUAUUUAGUGAUACUUAAAAAAGAACAUACCUACCUAACAUUAAAAAUAAAUUUUGUACUUGUUGUUCACUAUCGUAGACUAGUGUUUAUGAAUAAUUGAACAAAUAUACUAAAUUAUUUUACAUGACUGAUGUCUGAUGAUAACGUUGGGGCCGUGUGCCUCGUGCCUGCAUAGGUAUAAUUUUACGGUUGUGGGUGGGUGGGUGUUUGGUAAUUUUUACUAGUUUGCCACCCCAUUUUAAAUUGAG